GAGAGAGAGGAGAGAAGCUUGAGUGAGUUUGAAGUUGGACUGCAGGGGGAUAACAGAGGGCUGAAGGUGGAUGAAAAUAGCCCAGUGGAAUGGAGAAACUGAACCAGGGCGCAGAGACUGGCUCCAACUGAAACAUAACCAAAGGCAGGGGGGAAAAUACCUGAAUGGGACCAGGGGGGAUGAAGAGUCUAAUUAAGAGUUUUGAUAAAGAGCCGUGGUUGUAUUCCAAAAUGGCACGGAUUUGCGCCCACGCAAACGCGCACUUUGCAAAGAUGACAUAGCACUUGAGAAAAUGGGAUUCCUCCAGGAACACAAUUCGCUCACGACCUGAAUGAAAAUAGAAAAAAGGGAUUCUGUUGAAGUCGGAGUUUGGCUUUGAUCUUUCUUUUUUUAUUAUUAUUAUUAUUUAAUUUUUUUUAUUUUCACUUGACACGCUGCGGCUGUGAGUGAACUCAGACUGAAAUAUGAAUCUGGGCAAAGCACUCCUGUUUUUCCUCCUCUCAAACUGUGUGAUUAUGACUUUCUCGCUUUCCACUUGCACAACUGUGGACAUCGACCACAUAAAGAAGAAGAGGGUCGAGGCGGUCCGAGGACAGAUUCUCAGCAAACUCCGGAUGACAAGUCCGCCUCAGACGACAAGUCCGAGCCAGGUAUCGCCUGAGGUCCUGGCCCUGUAUAACAGCACCAGGGAGCUCAUAGAGGAGAUGGGAAGGAACCGACAGCAGAGCUGCGGCCAGGAUAACACAGAGACUGAGUACUACGCCAAAGAGAUUUACAAGGUCGACAUGAUCUUUGGACCACAAGAAAACAACGACCUCAACGUCUGCACUAAGGGCAUCACCUCCAAGUUUUUCCGCUUCAACGUGUCGAUGAUAGAGAAGAACGCCACCAACCUGUUUCGGGCCGAGUUUCGAGCCCUGCGGAUCCCUAACCCCAGUGCCAAGAAAAACGAGCAGAGGAUUGAGCUCUACCAGAUCCUCCAGAAAUACAAGCAGCGCUACGUCGGGGGCAAGACCGUCCCGACCAAGGGGACCCCGGAGUGGAUCUCCUUUGAUGUGACGAAGACAGUGAGGGAAUGGCUGACGUACCGCGAGACCAAUCUUGGCCUGGAGAUCAGUGUGCACUGCUCUUGCCCCACUUUCAGGCCUAAUGGUGAAGUCACUGAAAACACAAAUGAAGUGCUGGAAGUCAAAUUCAAAGGCAUGGAAGGAGACUAUGAGGAUCCGAGCCGUGCGAAAAAGCAGAAGGAGGAUCUGUACCCUCACCUCAUCCUCAUGAUGAUUCCUCCCCACAGGCUGGACGUCCACUCCUCCUCCCGCAGGCGCAAGCGGGCACUCGACACCAAUUACUGCUUCAACAAUUACGAGGAGAACUGCUGUGUGCGACCACUAUAUAUUAAUUUCCGUCAGGAUCUGGGCUGGAGGUGGAUCCACAAGCCUGAGGGGUACUACGCAAACUUCUGCUCCGGUCCCUGUCCCUACCUUCGUAGCGCAGACACAACCCACAGCUCGAUGCUGAGCCUCUACAACACCCUGAACCCGGAGGCCUCCGCCUCACCCUGCUGCGUUCCUCAGGACCUGGCGCCCCUCACCAUCCUCUACUACGUGGGACGCUCCCCGAAAAUCGAGGAGCUCUCCAACAUGGUCGUCAAGUCCUGCAAGUGCAGCUAAGCUUCAGGGAUUCAGCGGAGAGGAGACACGGGAAGAGAAGCCGUGGAGGAGGAUGAUGAGGGUGGAAUUUAAAUUGGGCAGGAUGCAAUUUAUCCUCGACGACCACCAACCCACCCCCGCCCCGCCUCGACUUGAGCCUCGCCCAAGAAGAAAAAGGAAAAAAAAAAAAAAGCAAUCCACCAAUCUCCUCGCAAUCAUUGGCAGCGUUUACCAGAACUCAUCAGAGACCACUUCACCACUGACUGACACCAGUAUUACUUACGUUUGUCCUAUUAACUAUUAGAGCGUUUUGAAAAAAAGCCUGUACCUCACAUGACUAUUGCCUGUUUUCACUGAAUGAGGAACAAGAACAACCGUCUCGGCGUAAAUCUCAAGGACAAUAAAUGUAAUGCAACCAUGGAGAGACUGAGAAUGUGAACUGGACUCAGCAUGGCGUCAGCGACGGGGUUCGGUGAGAUGAUUCGUUUGCUGGGAGCAAAACUGCGGGACACGUCCGAAAAAUCCUACACCGCUGGAGGAGUUUAUGGUGUUUAAUAAAAAAACACAUUAGGGAGGAAAAAAAUAAAUAAAAAAUGCUGGAAUCCAAUCUUUAUUUCAUCGUAGUGAGGCUGUGGUUAUGUUUACCUCUGUAAUGCGACAGCAUGGUGAUUCCAGGGAUUGUUUCAUUAAAGUGAAGCCUUUCUGUUAUAUGAGCUGAUGUAUGUCACUAAAUGAACUCAACUAGAUCACAAACUGUAAAUGUUUUUAUUACUCCUGAAAACACUUCUUUUUUUUUUUUUUUUUUGUUAAUUAAAGAAUGACAAUUGGACAGCUCUGUUUGUUUAUUAUUGGACAAAUCUGUGACCUUUUUAUUUAUUUAGUUUUGUUUCUGUUUGUGCUACAGCCCGCUCACGGAAAACGUUUCACAGAACAACAUCGAGUCUUGCAGCAUGCAUGCACCGGCUUAGACAGUAACGAAUCCACAAUAUGACGUUCAUCACGUGUUUCUAAAACAGUCUAUAACAUUAUUGUGCUGCAUUGAAAGCCACAAUCUGAGGAAACCCACUUCUGAUGAUGAUGAUGAACACCAUUGGAGAAAAUGUCGCACAUAAUUCAAGUAUUUCAGUCGUCACAAAAAAAAAAAAAAAAUAA
Molecule: messenger RNA, 2801 nt
Organism: Fundulus heteroclitus (mummichog)
Lineage: Eukaryota; Metazoa; Chordata; Actinopteri; Cyprinodontiformes; Fundulidae
Gene: tgfb3
Product: transforming growth factor, beta 3
Exons: 7
Coding region: 465-1670 (401 amino acids)
Biological process (GO): BMP signaling pathway; SMAD protein signal transduction; regulation of cell population proliferation
Cellular component (GO): extracellular region
Molecular function (GO): type III transforming growth factor beta receptor binding; growth factor activity; cytokine activity
Source: RefSeq, a predicted model, not a curated record